CACCAUCGGCGUAGGAAGCGGGGGGGACGGGGGGGACAUGUCCCCCCCAAUAUUGAAGCCAGGUGGAUAUGUCCCCCCCAAAAAACUGUACCGCAAAAUAUUGGAUUUUGAAAUUUUUUUAACUAGCGUGCUUUUAUUUUGAAGGCGCAGCAUCGCGUUACGUCACUGUACUCCCCCUCCCCUCUCUGAACUGCUGAGUGAGCACUCAGAAGGGAGGGAAACAGCGACACAGAAGUCAGAAACUUGUGAAUGAGGAGCAACAAUGCAGGGACAGCACAAAGGAGACAGGAAAAGGAGAGGAUAGUGCAACCGGGCUAGAGGCAGGAAGUCAGAGUGAGGGAGAGACAGGAGUGGAGCAACAGGGAGUUCAGACUAGGGACACACAGCUGAGAGACUCUGAAGUCAGUGGACAGAGAACAGAGCCAAAUCAGCCACAUCCAAAAUUCAUAGACCCUCAAGCUCUAGCCAACAGAACUUUACAUUUCCAAGGAAAGUGGUACAAGGAAUUUCCCUGGCUACAUUAUGAUGCAGUGAAAAAGGGCAUUUUGUGUUUUUAUUGCAUGGCAAUUUACCAGGACAAACUCACACCAUUUGGUGCAAAAUCCGAACCCGCCUUUAUCACUUCUGGAUUUAAAAAUUGGAAAAAAGCAUUCGAAAAAUUUAAAGCACAUGAAAAUAGUCACACACAUCAUCAUGCUGUUUCUGUGACUGCACAAGAAAGUCAUCCUAUAAAUGCCCAAUUAUCCAGUGCUUUGGCAACUCAGCAAGGUGACAAUAGGCACUGUCUGGAGAAAAUUGUGAGCUCCAUAAAAUAUUUGGCACGGCAGGGACAAGCUUUGAGAGGGCAUGACGAUGAUGACAGCAAUUUGUAUCAACUGUUGAAAAAUCUGGCAGAAGAUGAUGCCCUUUUGGCUAAGUGGUUGCUGAGGUCUCAGAAAGAAUACCUAAGUCCACAGAUACAGAAUGAAAUCUUGUGUUCUAUGAGCAAUAGUAUUGUCAGUGAAAUAGCAGAUACAAUCAGAAACCUACCAAUUUUUGAGUUUGCAAUUAUUAUGGAUGGAACACAGGACAUUUCUGGGAAAGAACAAGAAAGCAUUUGUCUGCGAUACAUUGACAGUGACAUGAAGCCCCAUGAAGAGUUUAUUGGCUUGUACUCAGUUUCUGAAACAACAGGAAAAAGCCUUGCUGCUGUUGUUAAAGAUGUGCUGCUCAGAUUAAACUUACCAAUGCAUGGUUUACGAGGUCAAACUUAUGAUGGAGCAGCCAAUAUGUCUGGGAAGCAUGCAGGUGCACAGGCACUGAUAAAGCAAGAGCAGCCACUAGCACUUUUUGUUCAUUGUGGAGCACACUGCACUAAUUUAAUUGCACAGAAAGCUUGCUUAGCCUCAGUUCUGAUCAGAGACGCAUUGGAUUGGGUGAACCAGCUUGGAGUUCUUUUCUCUCAGUCAGGGAAGUUUAAGGCAAUCCAUGCAGCAACAGCACAUACAGAGAAUCCAUCGUGCACUGCAAUAAAACCCCUCUGCCCCACAAGAUGGGCAGUACGGAGCAAAGCAAUCAGAGAUGUUUUGUCACAGUAUGGGUCAGUGCUGGCUAGCUUGCAGGAGAUGGCUUCUGGUGCCUCAAACACAGCAUCCACUGCUAAUGGACUGCUGGGGCAGUUUAGGAAAGGUAAAACAGUUUUGGGUCUCAUCCUUGCCUCACCUGUGAUUGAUAAGCUUGAAUGCCUGAGCAUCUCUUUCCAGAAGAGAACUCAAACCAUUGCUGGAAUGAGGACUGCUGUGAAAGUUGUUCAGACUUCACUUAAGGCUAAAAGAAAUCAAGAAAGUUUCAACGCUCUUUUUGAAAAGGCGAUGGCUGAGGUUCAGUCUUUGGGUGUUAAACCCAUCACAGUUACACAGAGAAGGCCACCCCCAAAACGCUUCACUGAAGGAGCUAAGACACAUCAACCUGAAUGUGCCAAGGACCACUACAGAGGUGAAUUCUUUAAAGUAUUGGAUGUUGUAGAUGCACAGCUCACUGGGCUAUUUAACCAGGAUGACUUGCUGACUUUGCAAAAGUUGGAAGAGACACUUCUCAGUGGAACGAUUGAUGCUGCAGUCAUUGGGAAAUACCCAGAGUUGAAUAGAGAGUUACUUUCAGUGCAACUUUCUAUGUUUAGACUGAACUACUCAUUUAGCAACAGCGCAGAAGCUGCAGGGAUCAUUGGUGGACUGCCUGGAGAGGUCCGUAGACUUUUUGGGCAAGUGGAAACUCUGGUCAGGUUGCUUUUGGUAGUCCCCGUUUCAUCCUCUGAGGCAGAGAGAAGUUUCAGUGCGCUUCGUAGACUCAAAACGUGGCUCCGGUCUACAAUGACUCAAAACAGGCUUAAUCAUGUUGCUGUCUGUCAUGUACAUAAAGAUAAACUUGAUUUACUGGACAAGAAGUCAAUUUGCAAGCAAUUUGUGGCUGCAAAUGAAAGGCGGAAAAAACAUUUUGGCUCUUUUGCCUAAGCCAGUGUUUGCCAUCCUUUUAUGUGUCCGGCACAUUUUUGGCGAAUUAUAAAUGCAUGGCUGUAAAGUGCAAUUGUUCAGAAGCACAGAGGUGUUGAUCUCUAUCUAGGG
Messenger RNA from Fundulus heteroclitus (mummichog), 2600 nucleotides. Its product is annotated as zinc finger MYM-type protein 1-like. Lineage: Eukaryota; Metazoa; Chordata; Actinopteri; Cyprinodontiformes; Fundulidae. Gene Ontology annotation, molecular function: protein dimerization activity. The transcript is spliced from 3 exons. Bases 561 to 2489 code for a protein of 642 amino acids. The record is from RefSeq and is a predicted model, not a curated record.